Otolemur garnettii (small-eared galago) is the source of this 3543-nucleotide messenger RNA. It is a transcript of the gene LLGL2, whose product is annotated as LLGL2, scribble cell polarity complex component. The coding region runs from base 150 to 3215 and encodes 1021 amino acids. NCBI's taxonomy places the organism in Eukaryota, Metazoa, Chordata, Mammalia, Primates, Galagidae. The transcript is spliced from 26 exons. The record is from RefSeq and is a predicted model, not a curated record. Gene Ontology annotation, biological process: regulation of protein secretion; cortical actin cytoskeleton organization; regulation of Notch signaling pathway. Gene Ontology annotation, cellular component: plasma membrane; cytoplasm; cortical actin cytoskeleton. Gene Ontology annotation, molecular function: GTPase activator activity; myosin II binding.
UGCCUGAGGUGAGCAGGAAGGAGACCGCGGCCCAGCAGCCCGUGGGCCGGCGCGGCGGAACGCACAGGGCAGGCGGCGGCGCCGAGGGACGCGGAGGCCUCGGGCGGGGGGGAGUCCAGGUCUCCAGUGGGGGCUACAAGCUAAGCAAGAUGAGGCGGUUCCUGAGACCAGGGCAUGAUCCUGCCCGGGAGAGGCUCAAGCGGGACCUGUUCCAGUUUAACAAGACGGUGGAACAUGGCUUCCCGCACCAGCCCAGCGCCCUUGGCUACAGUGCCUACCUGCGCAUCCUGGCCAUCGGCACCCGCUCUGGAGCCGUCAAGCUCUACGGAGCCCCAGGGGUGGAGUUCAUGGGACUACACCAGGAGAACAACGCUGUAACACAGAUCCACUUCCUGCCUGGCCAGUGCCAGUUGGUAACUCUGUUAGAUGACAACAGUCUGCACCUGUGGAGCCUGAAGGUCAAGUGUGGGGUGUCAGAGCUGCAGGAAGAUGAGAGCUUCACACUGCGUGGUCCCCCUGGGGCUGCCCCCAGUGCCACACAGAUCACUGUGGUCCUGCCACACUCCUCCCGAGAGCUGCUCUACUUGGGUACUGAGAGUGGCAACGUGUUUGUGGUACAGCUGCCAGCCUUCCGCUCGCUGGAGGACCGGACCGUCAGCUCAGACGCCGUGCUGCAGCGCUUGCCAGAGGAGGCCCGCCAGCGGCGGGUGUUCGAAAUGGUGGAGGCACUGCAGGAGCACCCUCGGGACCCCAACCAGAUCUUGAUUGGCUACAGCCGAGGCCUCAUUGUCAUCUGGGACCUGCGGGGUAGCCAUGUGCUCUACCACUUCCUCUGCAGCCAGCAAUUGGAGAGUGUCUGCUGGCAGCGGGAUGGCCGCCUGCUUGUCAGCUGUCACUCUGAUGGCAGCUACUGCCAGUGGUCCAUGUCCAGAGACACCCAGCACCCAGAGCCCCUCCGCAGCCUCGUGCCUUAUGGUCCAUUUCCUUGCAAAGCUAUUACCAAAAUCUUCUGGCUGACCACCAAGCAGGGGUUGCCCUUCACCAUAUUCCAGGGUGGCAUGCCACGGGCCAGCUAUGGGGACCGCCACUGCAUCUCAGUGGUCCAUGAUGGCCAGCAGACGGCCUUCGACUUCACCUCCCGUGUCAUCGACUUCACUGUCCUCACUAAGGCAGACCCCUCAGCUGCCUUUGAUGACCCUUAUGCUCUGGUGGUGCUGGCCGAGGAGGAGCUGGUGGUGAUUGACCUGCAGACGGCAGGCUGGCCUCCCGUGCAGCUGCCCUACUUGGCCUCCCUCCACUGCUCUGCCAUCACCUGCUCCCACCACGUCUCCAAUAUCCCCCUGAAGCUAUGGGAGAGGAUCAUUGCGGCCGGUAGCCAACAGAAUGUGCAGUUCUCCACCAUGGAGUGGCCCAUCGAUGGUGGCACCAGCCUGGCCCCAGCCCCGCCCCAGAGAGACCUGCUGCUCACUGGGCAUGAGGAUGGCACAGUGCGGUUCUGGGACGCCUCUGGCGUGUGCCUGCGGCUGCUCUACAAGCUCAGCACAGUGCGCGUGUUCCUCACUGACACGGACCCCAGUGAGAACCUCAAUGCCCAGGGCGAGGACGAGUGGCCCCCUCUCCGCAAGGUGGGUUCCUUUGACCCCUACAGCGAUGACCCCCGGCUGGGCAUCCAGAAGAUUUUCCUGUGCAAAUACAGUGGCUACCUGGCUGUGGCUGGCACGGCAGGACAGGUGCUAGUGCUGGAGCUGAAUGAUGAGGCGGCGGAGCAGACUGUGGAGCAGGUGGAGGCCGACCUACUGCAGGACCAGGAUGGCUACCGCUGGAAGGGGCACGAGCGCCUAGCCACCCGCUCGGGACCCGUGCGCUUUGAGCCUGGCUUCCAGCCCUUCGUGUUAGUACAGUGCCAGCCCCCGGCUGUGGUCACCUCCUUGGCCCUGCACUCAGAGUGGCGGCUUGUGGCCUUUGGCACCAGCCAUGGCUUUGGCCUCUUUGACCACCAGCAGCGGCGACAGGUGUUUGUGAAAUGCACUCUGCACCCCAGCGACCAACUAGCUUUUGAGGGCCCGCUGUCCCGAGUGAAGUCCCUCAAGAAGUCCCUACGCCAGUCCUUCCGUCGAAUGCGCCGCAGCAGGGCAUCCAGCCGGAAGCGACGGCCAGGUGGUGCCCCAGGGGAGGUGCCAGAGGGAUGCGCCAAGGUGGAGCGAGCAGGCUUGCAGAACAUGGAGCUGGCGCCUGUGCAACGCAGGAUUGAGGCCCGCUCAGCGGAGGACUCCUUCACAGGCUUUGUCCGGACUCUCUACUUUGCUGACACAUACCUGAGGGACAGCUCCCGCCACUGCCCCUCUCUGUGGGCAGGCACCAAUGGGGGCACCGUCUAUGCCUUCUCCCUGCGUGUUCCCCCAGCCGAGCGGAGGAUGGAUGAGCCAGUGCGGGCCGAGCAGGCCAAGGAAAUCCAGCUGAUGCACCGAGCACCUGUGGUGGGUAUCCUUGUGCUUGACGGACACAGUGUGCCCCUUCCCGAGCCUCUGGAGGUGGCCCAUGACCUGUCAAAGAGCCCAGAUAUGCAAGGAAGCCACCAGCUGCUUGUCGUGUCAGAGGAACAGUUCAAGGUAUUCACAUUGCCCAAGGUGAGUGCCAAGCUGAAGCUGAAGCUGACAGCCCUGGAAGGCUCACGUGUGCGGCGGGUCGGCGUGGCCCACUUCAGCAGCUGUCAAGCCGAGGAUUAUGGAGAGUACCACCUGGCGGUCCUCACCAACCUGGGCGACAUCCAGGUGGUCUCACUGCCUCUGCUCAAGCCCCAGGUGCGCUAUAGCUGCAUCCGCCGGGAGGAUGUCAGUGGUAUCGCCUCCUGUGUCUUCACCAAAUACGGUCAAGGUUUCUACCUAAUCUCCCCCUCUGAGUUUGAGCGCUUCUCUCUCUCCACUAAGUGGUUGGUUGAGCCCCGGUGUCUGGUGGAUUCGGCAGAAACCAAGAGUCGCACCCACCCUGGCAAUGGGACAGGCCCGGAAAAGGCCUCAGGCUGGGCCAGGAACUCAGGGAGCCAGAGUGAUGGAGAAGAGAAGAAGCCAGGCCCCGUGAUGGAACACGCUCUGCUCAGUGAUGAGAGAGUCCUGAGGGAGAUCCAGAGCACACUGGAAGGGGACCAAGGGAGCUAUGGCAACUGGCGUUCUCGAGUGGCGGUGGGGUACAGCCUCAGCAAUGGGGGAGCAGAGUGAAUUGGAAGGACAUCCUGGCUGCAUGAAGAGCACACACUACUGAGGGCCCUUCCUCGGGGCCCUGCUUCACUGGGAGAGGCCAUGUACAGGGCUGAGCCAGGGGCUGGGACACCCCUGGUUUCUACCCUGAAGCUGCUUCUGGCCUUGGGCGAGGGCAGUUCCCUGGCCCCUGGGGCUGCCCCUGUGGGGCCAGUCUCAGUCCUUUGGUCAAUGUUGCACAGUUUUUAUUCCUCCCAUCCCCUCUUUUUGUAGUGGGCUGGGUUUUAAAUUAUAAAAUUUAACUGCCUCUGGGUGAUAAAGUUUUUAAUAAACACCUAUUACCUCCUCA